AUGCCCAUUGUUAGUACCGCCAAAGAGUACACCAACAAUAGGGUAAAGAUCUAUCCCUUCGCUUACGUCGACGAUACCUACCUACUCGCCGUCUCCAACAGUUACGGAGACAACUGCAAGGCGCUCAAGGAAUGCCACGACAGGAUCAUGGAAUGGGCCGAUUCCGUCGGCGUUUCUUUCUCGCCUCACAAAUACCACGUCAUGCACUUCUAUCCACCAGGACGCAAGAUUGUCCCCUCGAAACUCAUGCCAAAGAUUCCCGGACUGGAGGGCAAGGAGCCUGAGCACUCGAUGAGAAUCUUGGGCGUCGAGGUCGAGGUCGACUGCCAGCUCCACUGGCAACAACACGUUGAAGAGGUGGCUGCAAAGGCCAACACGAAGAUGAACGACAUCGCACGAAUCUGCAAUACCACUGCAGGCCCCGACGUGAUAUCCCUGAGACAGCUUUACAUCACCACCGUUCGACCGAUUAUAUCACACGGCUGCGGCGCUUGGUUCAUAUACGGGGACAAGAAGAUCGUCCGGUACCAGGUACCGGACAAUGUCUUAAAGUCUCUGACCAGAAUUCAGAACCAAUGCCUGAGGACAGUCACUGGAGCAUUGGGUCGUAGUUCGGGGCGAACAGUCAACAAGGAGGCAUACGUCGAAGACAUCCUUGUCUAUCUGGAUAGGGUCGCGACCUUGCAGAGGGCUCGCGCUCUAGACACUCCAGACCAUGAAAGGCUUCGCAGAAUGCGACAGAUUGGCAAGAUGCCAGCCGAUUUCGAACUUCAUCCAUACCACUCCCUGGACUACCCAGCCAGAUCCCUUUUGGAGAGAGCUAACAAGUCGUGUAGGGACAGGAAAGCUAGCAGCAUGUCGACCAACGUUUUGAGGAAGGCAAUGACGAAGAUUGCCAAGCAGGACGCGGAAGAGAUGUCACGAAGGAUGUGGAACCGACACCUUGAAGAUUGCCAUGAUGACUCUCCGCACUCUCCGAGUUAUCGCAGCGCAGCCCUGAUGGACAAGGCCGGAUGGGGACCUCACAACCUCAAGCGCUACCGCAGCCUAUCUCACGCACAAUAA
Messenger RNA from Fusarium tjaetaba, 1065 nucleotides. RefSeq lists its product as uncharacterized. The record is from RefSeq and is a predicted model, not a curated record. NCBI's taxonomy places the organism in Eukaryota, Fungi, Ascomycota, Sordariomycetes, Hypocreales, Nectriaceae. The coding region runs from base 1 to 1065 and encodes 354 amino acids. The transcript is spliced from 2 exons.